Myotis daubentonii (Daubenton's bat) is the source of this 1440-nucleotide messenger RNA. RefSeq names its product G protein-coupled receptor 22 (gene GPR22). NCBI's taxonomy places the organism in Eukaryota, Metazoa, Chordata, Mammalia, Chiroptera, Vespertilionidae. Gene Ontology annotation, molecular function: peptide binding; G protein-coupled receptor activity. Gene Ontology annotation, cellular component: plasma membrane. Gene Ontology annotation, biological process: cellular response to hormone stimulus; G protein-coupled receptor signaling pathway. The record is from RefSeq and is a predicted model, not a curated record.
GAAGAGAUGUUUAUGACUCUCUUCCCAAGUCCUCUCCUAACAAGUGAACAAAAUGAAUCAAUCAAAACUGGAAACGCUUCAACUACAUCAGGAAUUUAUCAAAUCUUUAGCGGAGGGAAAAAAAUCAACUGCUCCAAAAGAAUGUGUUUUUCUCCCAUUCUGGAAAUCAACAUGCAGUCUGAAUCUAACAUUACAGUUCGAGAUGACAUUGAUGACAUCAACACCAAAAUGUACCAAACACUAUCAUACCCAUUAAGCUUUCAAGCGUCUCUCACCGGAUUUCUCAUGUUAGAAAUCGUGUUGGGACUUGGCAGCAACCUUACCGUACUGGUACUUUACUGCAUGAAAUCCAACUUAAUCAACUCUGUCAGUAACAUUAUUACAAUGAAUCUUCAUGUACUUGAUGUAAUAAUUUGUGUGGGAUGUAUUCCUCUAACUAUAGUUAUCCUUCUGCUUUCACUGGAAAGUAACACUGCUCUUAUCUGCUGUUUCCAUGAAGCCUGUGUAUCUUUUGCAAGUGUCUCAACAGCGAUCAACGUUUUUGCUAUCACUUUGGACAGAUAUGACAUCUCUGUAAAACCUGCAAACCGAAUUCUGACAAUGGGCAGAGCGAUAAUGCUAAUGAUAUCCAUUUGGAUUUUUUCAUUUUUCUCUUUCUUGAUUCCCUUUAUUGAGGUAAAUUUUUUCAGUCUUCAAACUGGAAAUACAUGGGAAAAUAAGACACUUUUGUGUGUCAGUACAAAUGAAUACUACACUGAACUGGGGAUGUAUUACCACCUGCUUGUACAGAUUCCAAUAUUCUUUUUCACUGUCAUAGUAAUGUUAAUCACAUACACCAAAAUACUUCAGGCUCUUAAUAUUCGAAUAGGUACCAGAUUUUCAACAGGACAGAAGAAGAAAGCAAGAAAAAAAAAGACUAUUUCUCUAACCACACAACAUGAGACUACAGACAUGUCACAAAGCAGUGGUGGGAGAAAUGUAGUCUUUGGUGUAAGAACUUCAGUCUCUGUAAUAAUUGCCCUCCGGCGAGCUGUGAAACGACACCGUGAACGAAGAGAAAGGCAAAAAAGAGUCUUCAGAAUGUCUUUAUUGAUUAUUUCUACAUUUCUUCUCUGCUGGACACCAAUUUCUGUUUUAAAUACCACCAUUUUAUGUUUAGGCCCAAGUGACCUUUUAGUAAAAUUAAGGCUGUGUUUUCUAGUCAUGGCUUAUGGAACAACUAUAUUUCACCCUCUGUUAUAUGCAUUCACAAGACAAAAAUUUCAAAAGGUCUUGAAAAGUAAAAUGAAAAAGCGAGUUGUUUCCAUAGUAGAAGCUGAUCCCAUGCCUAAUAAUGCUGUAAUUCACAACUCUUGGAUAGAUCCUAAAAGAAACAAAAUUACCUUUGAAGACAGUGAAAUAAGAGAAAAAUGUUUAGUACCUCAGGUUGUCACCGACUAA